Molecule: messenger RNA, 1467 nt
Organism: Apaloderma vittatum (bar-tailed trogon)
Lineage: Eukaryota; Metazoa; Chordata; Aves; Trogoniformes; Trogonidae
Product: leukemia inhibitory factor receptor-like
Exons: 9
Biological process (GO): cytokine-mediated signaling pathway
Cellular component (GO): external side of plasma membrane
Molecular function (GO): cytokine receptor activity; protein binding
Source: RefSeq, a predicted model, not a curated record
AUGUGGAAGAUUUCAAGCCUUCAUUGCCUUUUAGCACUAGCUUUUUUAUGUUUAAGAAGCUUAAUAUAUGGCCAAGAGAUAGGUUCUCCAUGGCACCCUCAGAAUUUGAAAUGUGUAACGCACAAUUUUCAUACAAUGAUCUGUACUUGGGCUGUCUCUUCUAAUAGAAGACACGGGCAAACUGACUUUUGCUACACUACUGAUGACCUCCCUUCUCCACUGUGUUUUAAAACUAAGGAGAAAAGGGUCGAGAUUCCAGUCCCAGAGAGCUCCAGCAUGGUGACAAUAAACACAAUCAGCCUUUCUGGAACUGCUUUUGCUACCAAAGAAUUUAGAAUUCACAAGAAAGACAUCUCGUUUGUUCCUCUCACUCCACGCAUUCUUAGUUUAACACCUGACUUCUCGACUUCCACAUUAAAUCUGAAGUGGAGUGAUAAUGGAUCAAUCUUCCCCUAUGGACUGGAUGCCUUCUGGCAGAUUCAGAUACUCCGUAAAGAAACAAUGGAGAAAGUCACACAAGUAAUUUACUAUUCAAAACUGACACGAGAAGAUGUCAUUCUCUCUUGGAACUGGACAUCGGAUAUGCCUUUGGAGUGUACAUCGCACUAUGUGAAGAUUCGUUCCUAUAUCAAUGUAACACAGUUUGUUGGCCCCAAGGACUGGAGUGACUGGAGCGCAAUAGAAGUGGUCCCUGGAAAAGAUACUGAGCCCAGUGGGAGUGGGAUGUUUCCUGAGGACUCUGUGGUGGCAGUAGGUUCAGAUGUGACGUUUUGCUGCAUCCAUGAAGAAGGACAAGAGAUAGAACAGAUGAAGUAUGGACGAGAAAUAUACCCAAUGAUACGUCUGAGCAGUCGGAGCAGUGCCAUCAGAGUGCUGAAUGCCAGUGCUUCAAAUGCCAGUGGGACAAAUGUAGUGUGCAGACUGUCUGAAUGUGAGAUGCAUGGAACUGUCCUGUUUGUCGGAUAUGCCCCUGAUAUUCCCCAAAACCUGAGCUGUGAAACGUCCGACUUCGUGACAAUAAAAUGCACCUGGAAACCAGGCAGACCCAGUGGACUAUACGGAAAACGAGGAACAAAGUACAGUUUAUUUGAAAGAAUGUCUGGUAAAAAUGUUUCAUGCAAAGUUGAUGAAACAAACCGAGAGCGUGUUUGCAACUUUUCCGUCCGUCCUGAUCAAAAUACCUACAGUUUCAUACUGGGCGUCUCCAAUCCUAUCGGGCAAGCAGAAUCAUCGCUUUUGAUUGAUUUAACUCAACGAGUUCAUCCAAAAGCUCCAGAAAUGUUAACUUUUUCUGGGACCAACUCUACAAGUGUCCUUCUGCAUUGGUCUAUAAAUGGCAACUUUUCCAAGAUCAGGCUGCUGUGUCAAAUUGAAAUUAGAAGUGGUCACUCUGAGCAAAAAAUCGUAAGUGUUGCUUUUAAUGAACUGGGUUCAGGGGGGCUCUCAAAUGUUGCUUUUUUCACUGAA